Molecule: messenger RNA, 4660 nt
Organism: Protomyces lactucae-debilis
Lineage: Eukaryota; Fungi; Ascomycota; Taphrinomycetes; Taphrinales; Protomycetaceae
Exons: 2
Coding region: 46-4608 (1520 amino acids)
Biological process (GO): anaphase-promoting complex-dependent catabolic process; metaphase/anaphase transition of mitotic cell cycle; protein K11-linked ubiquitination
Cellular component (GO): anaphase-promoting complex
Molecular function (GO): molecular adaptor activity
Source: RefSeq, a predicted model, not a curated record
AACAAUUUGAACUUGGUACUGAGCUUGCUAGAGACCCAUGACUGCAUGUCUGGCUUCAUCCUCGGCGUCCGUCAUCUCAGCUCCUGCGAACCGGCAGCAUACGACUACCUCCGCAAGCAUGGCCUCUCCACCACCUACAAAGACUGGCAAUUGGUGCCCGAUUCAGCAGACAAUGAAGAACUGCUCAUUACCGGGACUACGGUGAUUUGGACUAGUGGACGUGUCCUCAAGCGUGCUUUUGAUUUCGCAGCCGAUGGUCAGCCUAUCUUGCAUGCUCUGUUUGUCUCUUUUCCAACGCCAGAGUCUGACCUAAAGGCAUCGACACCGAUAUCGCAAGAUGGCGCCAGGCAACCUCGAUUUGCUUCGUCUCGCAAUGCCUUCAAGUCAACGGCGCACCUUCGACAUCUACCAGCAUCGCUCAAUAAGACAGAGGUACUUGAGCGGGCGCUCGUCAUAAUCCUCGAAGAGCUGGCGUACAUCUACUAUGACGAUGGACGAAGAGAUGUCAUUCACAUCCCAUUCAGGGUCAAGCGUGCCUUCCCCGGUGCCAAGGGCCUACUCAUGGAGCGCGAUGUGGAUCGAGCACUUGUCAAGGAAGAAGCCUUGCCGACACUCUUUUGCUUGCCGCGACCAUUAGAUGAGAUUGGUGUCAUCACCGCAAAAGACAACCGCUGGACGAUUGCAGAUGAGGUGAUUUACACAGGCAAUGGUCUCCUCAUCAGCUCAAACAAAGAGACCAAUACAACGACACUCUGGUCUCUCGACUACACUGAAAAGGACGCAUCAGAGGCAUCACUGCAUUCAAAUCGUCUCAGCCAAGCGAGACGUCGUUCUUCUAUCCUUCGACCAAGCGCUUCUAUGGGUCCAGAUGACUUUCACAGUAUACGCACAGACUCAUUGCACUUUGACCGUGUCGUUAUCGGUGAUAUGGAUCCGGCAUUGCUUUUUAGCGAAGCCGAGUCAUUGCGAAAAGAUGCCGUGUUGACUCCGAUUGAGACAAUUGCGAUUGCUUGCGAUCUUCAUUUGCCCAAGGCUAUCGUUUUGAAGGAUCAAAAGUCACUCGUUGUCAUGCUACGUACGCAAGAUCAGCGAGGACUAACUUUUGUCCUCAAGCGUUCUUCCAGUGGACGAUUUGCCGUCGUCAAGACUGACAAGAUGGCGAUCCUGGACAUGAUUGGUAUGGGAAGCUACGCUUUGCUGAGACAUCAGGACGAAACGCUCUAUCUUCAUUCGCCGCUUGGAUUGCGCAUCCAAGUCGAUGGACUACGCAAAGGUGUGUUGAUUGGUUCGCGUGGUUCCACUGUUUGGACCAAAGCGCAUGACUGCGCUCAGAUGGAAAGCUUUGAGCUGACGUUGCUUGUUGAGCCUCUCGUGCAGAAGCUGCUAUCUGCCCUGCAAGUCAUUCUCUCGAGACAGCACCAUGAACAGCUUUAUUUUGCCAUGCUACAUGCUCAGCGAUCGCAAAGCCAAUUCGACGCUUUUGUCUCGACGUUGUCUGCUGGUUUCCUGCAGCCGUGUGUACUCUCGGACGUUGACCCAGCGUUCAUGCCUAUCUUGCAGCUAUUUGAAGGUUGCGAUCUUUCAUUCUCCAAGCUCUACUAUCCUCAGAUAGUCCUUGCUAUUCACUUUGUAUGUGAAGAGCUUGCUUUGGACGUCUUGACGGCUCAUGCCUCAGCAAAGCUCAUCCCGAUCUUACUGCAAAUGUCAAGUUGGCUUGCAUGGCCUGCUUAUGUCUUUUUAUACCAAGAGAGACUAACAGAAGCUUGUUCAAUCGACGAACGGCCGCUUGCACACAUUGCUGUAGCGUCGCCGACAGACCCGCCGCCCAGUGUGUUAGCGUGGGUUGAACAACGCGCACGAGGAAAGCGCCUUGCCGUUCAGACAAUCGACAUGCUUUCGACGAGUCGUGGUCCUUAUCGACAGGGAAAGGAAGUGAUUUCAACCUGCCCAUUGACACAGAGCUUGCUCCACGUCUAUGAUAGCCUGUUCUCCUCAUCCAAGACACUGCAUCAGGGUGUGGAACUCAUGGCGAGGCAGUUGACCAUCGACCAGAUUGAUAAAUUGCCGCAACCACUCGCGAUCCCACUACGCGAUGCAAUCAGAUGUUGUGGCUUGUCUCCAUCGUCUGACUGGACGGCAGAGACGCUGCGUUUUGUUGGACGUCAUGAUUUGGCAGACUUCUUGAGCCAGACGCAUUCUGAUCAGCCCAUUGUUAGAUUGCAGACUGAGACACAGACUACAGAGGAGGCGAGUCGCUCUGAAGCAAAUGGACAGGUGUCUACUGGCGAAACGCGGCAUCGAAAUAUGCUGCGCAUGAUCUGGCCGGGAGACUUGCGGAUACAGGAACUUGAAAAGAUGCUGUGCUACAGCAAACCAGCUGUCGUCUCUAUGCCGGAAAAUGAAAAUCUUGGGGAAGCAGAUGUCGUGCGCUUGCAGGAGUCAGUUGCUCGAAAUGUCGCCAAGCGAACGCUCGCGUCUCCCGUCGGGUUCGGCAUAUUCGAGUAUGACAGUGCCGAUCCAAUGCCAACAGAGAUGUUUGCCCAGCAAGAACUCAAUCUAGAUGUCAAAUUCAAGCCCGUUAGCUUUACAGUGGCCGAAGACAAGGAAUACAUGACACCUCAGUUCAAGAUGUGGGGCCAAUUUCACAAUGGUUGCGCAGCGGGACUGAGCAUCUCACCAAAAGCGCAAGGUGUCAGUGCUUCGUGGAUUGUGUAUAACAAGCCAGCUGAGCUCAACGACAAACACGCCGGGUUUCUGUUGGGACUAGGUCUGAAUGGACAUCUCAAAGUCAUGGCAACCUGGCAUGCCUUCAACUACCUCACAUCGAAGCACACGAUGACUUCCAUUGGGCUGCUGCUUGGUAUGUCAGCCUCGUUCCUUGGCACGAUGGAUUCCAUGAUCACCAAGCUGCUCUCUGUACACGUCUUGGCCUUACUGCCUCACGGAGCCAAUGAACUUAAUUUAUCUGGUCAAACGCAAGCUGCCGGGCUGAUGGGUAUCGGCUUGCUUCAUUUCAACACUAAGCAUCGUCGCAUGACUGAAGUGAUGCUCGGUGAGAUUUGCGCGCAAGACAAGAGUGAGGAUCAUUUCCGCGAUGAGAGCUAUCGCUUGUCGGCAGGACUCAGCUUAGGCUUCAUCAAUGUGGGCCUGGGACCUGAUCUCAAAUCUGUCAGCGAUGCGCAAAUGUUCAAGUCAUUGCUCGCGUGCGUGUAUGGUGACAAGAGGGAGAAGCAUGACCUGGAUGUCAAGAUACCAGGUGCUGUCAUGGCCCUUGGCCUUCUCUUCUUGCAGACUGGCAAUCUUGAUAUUGCAAAGAAACUAGCAGCGCCAGCGACUGAACACGACUUGGAGCAUGUGCGUCCCGAUAUUCUCAUGUUGCGGGUUCUGGCGUCGAGACUGAUUUGUUGGUCCAGCAUUACGCCCACGGAAGCAUUCGUGGCUUCCGUUCUGCCAUCCUUUAUGCAGCCCAUUGCGUCGCUGAGAGAUCAAAAGGUGCUCGAAACUGAUGAUUUGGCGCUUUACUACAUGCUCACUGGGGGUUGCUUUGCUAUGGGUAUUCGCUACGCUGGCACGCACAAUCUGGCCGCCCGGGAUGUAUUGCUCUGUUACCUCGACCGGUUCUUGCGCCUCUCGCAUUUGCCAGCUACCAGCUUUGAUCAAAAAGCAUGCAAGAUUGCCAUCAGGUCAUGCGUAGGCGUGCUCUGUUUGUCUUGCGCUAUGGUGGUAGCUGGCACAGGUGACUUGCAAGUCAUGCGACGCUUGCGUGUUGUGCACUACUGCACAGAAGCAGACAUUUCAUUCGGUGCAUACUUGGCUGUCGAGAUGGCACUUGGCUUGUUGAUUAUGGGUGGUGGUCGUUACUCGUUGGCUUCCACUAAGCUUGCAACGGCCAGUCUUGUUGUCUCUUGCUAUCCGAUCUUGCCGAAUGCUGUUGCCGACAAUGGUGCACAUUUGCAAGCCUUGCGGCACUUAUGGGUCCUGGCAGUUGAACCAAGAUGCAUCAUUCCGCGAGAUACAUUGACUCGUGCCAUUUGCUCUUUGCCGUUACGAUUGACAAUGCAAGAUCAGUCAAUCAGAGAAGUGCUGGCGCCUUGCUUAUUGCCACCUCUUGAGCAGGUACAGAGUGUCACACUUGCCAGCCAAGCCUUCUUGCCAGUAACGCUUCAAUUUGCAGCUGCAGAGGAAGGCUGCCGUCACUUGGCAGCAUUCAAAGAGGAUCAAACGUUGUGGGUAUCGAAAAAGACGGAUCAAGAGGAGCAUCUCGUCAAUCCACGUCUUGAGGCACUUGAAGACGACACGAGUGCUGCACUCAACCAAGCAAUCCACGCUGUCUUGCCGAACAGAAAAGAGACUGCGGAUUCCCUUGUUCGCCUUAUGACUAUGGACGAUGCACAAGGUGAUGAUGCAGCGGCUUUCAUGGCUCGUGAGGUGUGUGCGCGUACGAGAGGUCCUUUUCAACUACAGGGGCUGGAUUUGGUCGCCACCUACAUGCACAUCACGACACGCGGUCGACUCAAGGACAAGUUUGUUGGAUGUCAGCAACGCUUGCUGUCAGAGGAGGAUGCCAGCAUGCUCGGAUUGCGGCUUUGGCAAGCACGUAGACGAUAGGCUUAUAGCUGGAUGAUUUGAUGAUGAUGGGUCCGUUGCGCACUAAUUAAGU